Messenger RNA from Dreissena polymorpha, 3349 nucleotides. Its product is annotated as proton-coupled amino acid transporter 4-like. The transcript is spliced from 10 exons. Gene Ontology annotation, biological process: amino acid transmembrane transport. Bases 889 to 2349 code for a protein of 486 amino acids. Gene Ontology annotation, molecular function: amino acid transmembrane transporter activity. Lineage: Eukaryota; Metazoa; Mollusca; Bivalvia; Myida; Dreissenidae. The record is from RefSeq and is a predicted model, not a curated record. Gene Ontology annotation, cellular component: vacuolar membrane.
UGAAAAAAUAUAUAUAAAGCGGAGUAACCCACUAGACGCACUAUUUUAAGAGCAGGAGAGAGUUACUUUCACUUUCUCAAAGAAGUAAAAGUUAGCGAUAAAAACAACAACGUAAAACAAACAAUCAGCAUUCGUUUAACAUCUACCUAUAUUGCUGCUGUGAGGAGAGGCAGUUUGUUGGCUGUUGCUACUUCAUGGACUGACAAAGCAUUGUUAAGUAGACUAUCUAGGAGUCUUGGUUUACUCUGCUUCUGAUGGUGUUUGCAGCAAGGAUAAAGGCUCCUGCAUCAGAUUCUUAACUGCUGAGUGUGGGUGUAAUCAGUGGAAAGUUUGAACAGAUUCACUCUGUAUCAAUACCACUGAACCACAUAAAGGACACGGACACCGAACUGAGUGCAUCAUUAUAAACCUUUAUCAGGAUGGGAUGGUGGUACCUCACCAUACACAUGAUGAUAGCUGUCAAAGCAAGUACAGUACUUGAUCAAGGAAUAGUGUGCAUGUUACAGUGUAUUGAUAGUAGUAUAUUUAGCUUUGUAAAAAGCAUUUUAUGUGUAUCUGCAUGUACAUUGUGUAUGGAUAAAAUCUGAUAAAAUAUUUACUGUGCCAAUAAUCAAAUACUACAAUGUUAAAAUGAUCUACGAUGUUAAUUCAUAACUGCUCAGUAUUAAUUGUGAAUUAAAAAUUAGCUGUUAUUAUGAACUGAAAAGUAGCUGUGUUAUUGUCAACUGAAAAGUAGCAGUUUUAUUUUGAACUAAAAAGUAGCAGUGUUGUUAUGAACUGAAAAGUAGCAGUGUUAUUAUGAACUGAAAAGUAGCAGUGUUAUUGCUUAGUAUAUUGAGGGUCACUCAAUAUUAAUGAAUUUCAAUUCUGUAUAUUAAUGCUGUGGCUAUGAACAAGAUGUCGUUCAAUGACAAUGACACUGAGACACUGUUGUUACCAGCUGGCAAACAAAAAUCAUCUAUGCCGUACAGCAAUACGGAGUAUGAAGAUGAUUGUGACAUAGGAAACCUUCAGUCCAGGCCAAGUCCUGUUCAUCAACAGAUGCACAGUGGCCCAACUAGAGAGGACAAAGGCGAAUCUAUAUUGACAUGCUCAGGAAGCCAUAUUGUUGUGGAAGAUGCCCACGGUGGACUCGGAAGCAGCACAACCAACCUGGAGACAUUGAUGCACCUUCUCAAGGGCAUGAUAGGGACAGGUAUCCUGGCCAUGCCCGUGGCAUUCAAGAAUGGAGGGCUCUGGGUCAGCUUUGUGAUCAUAUUCCUCAUAGGGAUCACUUCCCUGCACUGCAUGCACAUGCUUGUCGAGGCGGGCAACAAACUGUGCAAAGAUCAGUCCAGGACACACCUGGACUUUGCGUCUACGAUGGAGGUCGCACUGAGUAGACAUCAUCUGCUGCAAAGAUGGAGUCGGGCUGGAAGGCAAUUUGUGAAUGUGUUCCUGAUCAUCACCCAGCUAGGCUUCUGCUGUGUGUACAUUGUGUUUGUUGCUGAGAAUAUGAAACAGGUAAUUGAAUAUAAAGGCACUUUUUCAUUGGAUAAGAAAAUCUAUAUGAGCCUUGUUACCGCAUUCUUGAUUCCGUAUGUGAUGGUGCGAAGUUUGAAGCGGCUGGCUCCCUUCUCCACCUUCGCCAACCUGCUCAAUUCUGUGGGGCUGGUGAUCAUCAUGGUGAACUUGUUCCAAACGUUUCCGGACUUCCCUACCAGACCAGCCACCGGGGAUAUCUCCAAUCUGCCAGUGUUCUUUGGUCAGGCUAUGUUCGCCUUCGAAGGGAUUGGUUUGGUGCUACCACUUCACAACAAAAUGAAGGAGAAGGAAGCAUUUCUGGGGAAGGCUGGUGUCCUUAAUCUGGGACUAACAAUCGUUAUAUGCCUGUACUCGGCGGUGGGUUUCUAUGGUUACUUGAAGUAUGGUGACGAUGCCAAGGGAAGCGUGACCUUGAACUUGCCGAAUGAUGAGUGGCUCUAUCUGUCGGUGAAGCUGAUGUUUGCCUUGUCGCUGUUCAUCAGCUACGCUCUACAGCUGUACGUUCCCAUAUACAUCAUAUGGCCUUUCAUAGAGGAGAAAUAUCCCCGUCUCAACAAGAAGAUGGAAUAUGCAUUCAGAGCUGGCCUUGUUAUAUUUACAUUUGCUCUGGCUGUGCUAGUGCCUCAUCUGGAUCUACUGAUUUCAUUGGUUGGAGCCUUUGCCUGCUCAUCCCUUGCACUCAUAAUUCCACCAAUCAUAGACCUUGUUACUUUCAAACGUGGAACUUUGAUCUGGAUCAAGAAUGUAACAAUUGUUCUAAUUGGAGUAAUAGGUUUUGCUACUGGCACAUAUUCAUCAAUUAAUGAAAUAAUCAAGCAAUUUUAAUGUGUGGAAAAUAUUUGUUCUGAUAUUGUGAUAACCCUUGACAAUUUAUUUGUAACAUGACUACUUAGGGUUUAAAUAUUAAUUAUUUGUCUAAUAUUGUUAGCUUAUCAAAGUGUUUAAUACAGAUUUUUAUGAAAGGUGUCUCAAAACUCAGUUACCAUACCUAAAGAUGCAUAAAUUAUUUUAUUUUACUAAAAGAGCAAUAUAUAUUGUUGUCUUAAAUAUAUUUAAUAUAUUUCCCUUCUGACAUAUUUUUAGCUCAUCUGAGCAGAAGGUCGUGGCCUUAUUGUAUUGUGGGGUGGGGGAUGUUGACAGUAAGCAAGUAAUAUAAUAUUUUAUUGCCUCCAUAAUUGACUUUGGUAUUUCAGCUUUAGUAUUUUCACUUACUCUCACUUUAAAAGAUAAUAUUUGUAGUGUAUCCUGUACACAAAAUGCUAAUUUGUCUUUGGUUUGAUACAGGAUAAUUGACAGAGCAUUUCAUGGAUGGUUUCUAUGAGAUGUAUAUUUUGUGUGGCUUGUAGUCUUGAUGCUUUUAACACUGCUAGAAAUAUAAACAGAUUCAGAUAGAUCAUCAUAAAGUGAUCUUAUAAUGUAAUGACUGUUCACAUUUAAUUCUCAAUAUGUAUAUGUUUUGUUACGAAGAGGACCUUGCAUUUAUUUGUAUUUCCAACUUAAUUUGUGUGAAGAACUGCUGCUUAUUUGUGUUUGACAUGUCAGUCUUUAUUUUAUGUUAAAGAAUAUGUUAGCCCCUCUACCUCACAUUUCCAGUAAAAGCUUUAAUUAUUUGAUGAAAUCCAUGUUUCUGGGGAAAUGAAAAAAAGUAGAAUAAUUACCACUCAACGGUUAUUACUAUGAAAGCCAAUAUUAAUUGUUAGACACUUCUGUGGAUUUAUGUGGGCCUGCUAAAUCAUGUGUUAAACAAAUAUUUACGCCUAGAGUUUUAUAUUAUAAAUUAUGAAAAAAUCUACAAAUUAAGAUCAAAUAAAGAUGCCUAAUGGUA